Messenger RNA from Panicum virgatum (switchgrass), 867 nucleotides. Its product is annotated as transcription factor GTE6-like. Bases 16 to 696 code for a protein of 226 amino acids. The record is from RefSeq and is a predicted model, not a curated record. Gene Ontology annotation, molecular function: protein binding. The transcript has 5 exons. NCBI's taxonomy places the organism in Eukaryota, Viridiplantae, Streptophyta, Magnoliopsida, Poales, Poaceae.
AUUAUUACCAAACCUAUGGACUUCUCUACUAUUCAAAAUAAAAUGGAAGGGAAGGAUGUUACCACUUACAAAAAUGUUCGAGAAAUAUAUGCAGAUGUUAGAUUAAUUUUUGCCAACGCAAUGACGUACAAUGAUGAUGAGAAUAUUGUCCACUUGCUUGCUAAAUCAUUGCUUGGGAAAUUUGAAGAGAAGUGGCGGCAAUUUCUUCCUAAAGUUGAGAGUGAGGAAAAAAGACAAAAGGAAGAGGAAUCAAAGGGUGUUGUAGCCACCAAUACUUCUCGAGAAGCAGCAGUUGCAAAGUUAGCAAAAGAUACUGAUGAGGAGCUGAAUCAGGUCAAUAAACAGCUGGAGGAACUCCGGAAAAUGGUGGUCAACAGAUGCAGGAAAAUGACCACAGAUGAGAAGAGGAAACUGGGUGCAGGUCUCUGCCACUUGUCUCCAGACGAUCUUAACAAGGCACUAGAAAUUGUUGCACAAGACAACCCAAGCUUCCAAAUUAAAGCAGAAGAAGUGGAUCUCGACAUGGAUGCUCAGAGCGAGACAACACUGUGGAGGCUGAAAUUCUUUGUGGCGGAAGCGCUGGAAAGACAGGCCAACGCUGCUUCUGGGAAGAUGGAUGAGAACACCAAGAGAAAGAGGGAGAUAUGCAAUGCCCUGGCGAAAACUGCUUCAAAACGAAUCAAGAAGCAGCCUUAGCAGUCCAGACCUUUCUUUGACUGCCACUGAUUGUUCAGAAUGUUUUUGAAGUAGGAGUAGCCUUGGUAAAACAAUCUUUGCCCUUUUGUGUGCAGUGGUCGUGUACAUAGUAUGCAUUGGUCAGUAACUCGUGAGUGUUUCGAAAUUGCAAAAUGUCUGGUGAUUGCUUCC